ACUGGAUACGAUGGUCCGCAUUGUGAACAACCUAUUUGUCGUCCAGGCUACUGUAAAAAUGGAGGAAUCUGUCGUAUCCAAGGUGGAAUACCAAUAUGCGAUUGCGCUGGCACUGAUUAUGAUGGAAAGUACUGUGAGAACCCCGUCUGUAGGCCAGGUUACUGUCAGAAUGGAGGCCGUUGCAUUGUAGAAAAUGGUCGUCCGGUCUGUGAAUGUCGGGGAACAGGGUAUGGAGGGAGCCGAUGCGAUCAACUUCUUUGUCCUCCUGGCUAUUGCCAAAAUGGAGGUAGAUGUGUUUUAGAGAACGAUCGCCCGGUUUGUGAUUGUCGAGGAACUGGAUAUGGAGGAAGUCGGUGCGAUCAGGCCAUUUGUCCUCCGGGAUAUUGUCAAAACGGUGGACGUUGUGUUGUUGAGAACGGACGUCCAGUCUGUGACUGUCGAGGAACGAUGUAUGGGGGAAGUCGAUGCGAUCAGGCCAUUUGUAUCCCAGGCUACUGUCAGAACGGAGGUCGAUGUGUUGUUGACAAUGGACGUCCGGUCUGUGAUUGUCGAGGAACUGGGUACGGAGGAGGUCGAUGCGAUCAGGCCAUCUGUCCUCCAGGCUAUUGUCAAAAUGGAGGACGUUGCGUUAUAGAGAAUGGCCGACCGGUGUGUGAUUGUCUUGGGACGGAAUAUGGAGGAAGUAGGUGUGACCAGCCCAUCUGUCCACCGAAUUAUUGUCUUAACGGUGGCCGCUGUAUCGUUCAAGGCGGUCAACCGGUCUGCGAUUGCACGUCCACAAGAUAUCAGGGCCGACUAUGCGAGGUGCCCAUCUGUCGACCCGAUUUCUGUCUCAACGGCGGCCAGUGCAUUGUACAGGGUGACAGAGCCAUAUGUGACUGUCGCGGCACGGGUUACGAUGGAACCAACUGUGAGACGCCCAUCUGCCGACCAGGAUACUGCAUGAACGGAGGAAGUUGCACAAUUAUUAAUGGACGUCCUACUUGUGAUUGCUCAAAUACGGGCUAUGGAGGCCAGUUGUGCGAGCAGCCGAUUUGCAGGCCCGGCUUUUGCCUUAAUGGUGGCCGAUGCAUUGUCCAGAAUGGACAAGCGAUUUGCGACUGCCGAGACACAGGAUUUGUGGGCCAGCACUGUGAGCAGAGCAUCUGCCGACCCGACUACUGCAUGAACGGCGGUGUCUGCUCAGUAAUCAACGGGCAGCCGACUUGUGAUUGCCGGGACACGGGCUACAGCGGACCAUUGUGCGAACAGCCCAUAUGUCCUGACGGCUUUUGUUUAAACGGUGGACGCUGCACUGUGCAGAAUGGCCGACCAGUAUGCGACUGCAGUGGAACGGACUAUCGAGGUGAUCGCUGCAGUCAUCCCAUCUGUCCUCCCAACUUCUGUCUCAAUGGUGGUGUCUGCUACGUUUACGAUGGCAACCCUCGAUGUAAC
Messenger RNA from Hydatigera taeniaeformis, 1434 nucleotides. The record is from the annotation of a GenBank genome assembly. NCBI's taxonomy places the organism in Eukaryota, Metazoa, Platyhelminthes, Cestoda, Cyclophyllidea, Taeniidae.